Molecule: messenger RNA, 1338 nt
Organism: Zymoseptoria tritici IPO323
Lineage: Eukaryota; Fungi; Ascomycota; Dothideomycetes; Mycosphaerellales; Mycosphaerellaceae
Exons: 2
Coding region: 1-1338 (445 amino acids)
Source: RefSeq, a predicted model, not a curated record
AUGAUUCGAAGCUUGGUGGCUCCAACGCAAGUGGUACAGCCCACACUGCAGAAGCGAGACGAAGAGCGAUUAGGCAAAAUAGGAGUCAAAAAUCAAGAGCUCUACGAAGCUUACCUCGAGUAUCGUACCAAGGCCAGAGCUCAAGAGAAGCAAAUUGAGCAGAUGGUUACAUUCAACGAGUUCCAGGCGCAAGAGAAUAAAAUUCUGGAAAGCACGAACCUGAGGCUUCGCGAGCAAGUAAUGCAGCACUCUUACGCCGCCAAACAGAUCAGAGAUGCAGCCGACGAGGCGGUCGCAGCAGCAAAGCAGAAAGUAACGGCUGUUCAAGACAAGGGAGAGUCCGUGGCGAAGUCGUGCAGAGAUUAUGAGAAGCAGAUUGAAAGGCUCGAGUCUACGAUCCGCAACAUGCAGGCUGCCCAGCUGCACGCGGUGGAGUCGACGCAAUGGGCGCCGCUGCCGACCUUCGAGAUCGAGCAUCGACUCAAGUUGCUACAUUCCGGCGUUCGGCAGUGGGCUGAGAGCAACUCCGGGUUGACGCUUGAGCAAGUUCUUGAUCCUGAGCGCUUCAAGUCUACCAUGCAGGCACUUAUGCUUCGAGGAUGCAUCCAACCUGAUGCGAGGCUGCGCGAAUGUCUACUUCGGAACAGAGCCAUGCUAAAGCCCGGGAAGGCAUCGCAAGUCUUGCUCACUGCUGCAGUGUCCUUUGAUAUCUUGUCCAAGAUCAUUGGUGAUCCAUUCUUCGCAUUCGUGGGAGGCAUGGAUGACUGUGUCCUCCGGAAAUGCCACGGUGCAGAUAUUGAGAUUCUGCUGGGACUGAUCAGAAAUAGUGACGAGGCCGGAGCGGAGGCUUUGAGAUGCCAGCUCUUACGCUUGCUUGACCCGCCGACCGCAGAGGCAGACUCUAGCGUAGCUUUCGUGAAGGAUCUCGUUAAGGAGAGCCGUCAUAGAGCUAUGGUUGAGGUCGUCAAUAGCGCAAUAGAUGAGUUCAUGGGACCUCUUUCGAACGAGCAGUAUGAACAUGCAUACAAUGGCCUUGCGGCCCUCGUCCAUGACGCCUGCGAGCUUUCGUGGGCUUUGUGGACACGCAAGGCACGUGUGGAGGUGCACAACUGGAGCUCGAUCAAGCAUCAGACCAACUCGAUGAGCUACAAGUCUACAUCAGAUGUCUUUGAAGUUCAUCCUCUGCACAAGCGAGAUCUCGAGCACACUCCGGAGGCUCUUGAUGGCCAUAGCAUCACUCUGCUCUGUACCCCGCUAGUGCUAGUUGCUGGCAAUGCCGAAGGAGAGCAGUACGAGAAUAAAGCUGUUCUCAAGAAGGCGAUUGUUUGGAUAGGCUGA